AUGUCACUUCGAAAAGGAGAUAUACAAAAUUAUGAUAAAUUAAAUAGAUUUUUAGAAAUUAUGGACAUGGAAUGGUCAAUUAAAAUAUCUGCUAAUGCACUCGCAACAUUUGAAACAAGAAAAAUGAACACAGUUGAACUACUGCCUUUAACAGAAGAUUUGAAAUUCAGAAUCUGCUAUAUGAUUUUGUUAUGCUAUGUAACAACGCAAACAAAUACUGAAGAAGUCAAACAUGAACAUUUAAGAGUCAAUCUCUCUCCUAAAGGCAUAGCACUUCUAAGGCCUCCGCCAUAUUCUCCAUCACAUCCAGGUUUCAAAAAAUACAAGCGGAACAUUUCUCUACCAGAUAAUGUUAAAGAUAUAGAAAUGGAAGAUGAACCUUUAAGAGUACGUCGUUCUCCUCGACGUUUUACUCCAUCUACUCCACCUAGUCGACCACCACAAAAGCCAAGUCAUAAAAAACACAAGCGGGAUGUACUGCCUGAAAAUAUUGAAAUCAAAGAUGAACAAUUAGGUAACGGUCGCUCUCUUACAAGCGCAGGCGAUGUAGAAAUGGAAGAUGAAUUUUUAAGGGUACGUCGUUCUCCUCGACGUUUUACUCCAUCUACUCCACCUAGUCGACCACCACAAAAGCCAAGUCAUAAAAAACACAAGCGGGAUGUACUGCCUGAAAAUAUUGAAAUCAAAGAUGAACAAUUAGGUAACGGUCGCUCUCUUACAGGCGCAGGCGAUGUAGAAAUGGAAGAUGAAUUUUUAAGGGUACGUCGUUCUCCUCGACGUCCUACUCCAGUAACUCUUCGACCACCACAAAAGCCAAGUCAUAAGAAACACAAGCGGGAUGCACUGCCUGAAAAUAUUGAAAUCAAAGAUGAACAAUUAGGUGACGGUCGCUCUCUUACAAGCGCAGGCGAUGUAGAAAUGAAAGAUGAAUUUUUAAGGGUACGCCGUUCUCCUCGACGUUUUACUCCAUCUACUCCACCUAGUCGACCACCACAAAAGCCAAGUCAUAAAAAACACAAGCGGGAUGUACUGCCUGAAAAUAUUGAAAUUAAAAAUGAACAAUCAAGAAACGGUCGCUCUCCUACAGGCGCUGGCGAUAUAGAAAUGGAAGAUGAACCUUUAAGGGUACGUCGUUCUCCUCGACGUCCUACUCCAGUAACUCUUCGACCACCACAAAAGCCAAGUCAUAAGAAACACAAGCGGGAUGCACUGCCUGAAAAUAUUGAAAUCAUACAUGAACAAUCAAAAGAAAAUAUUCAAAAUAUGGAAAUUGAAGAUGAUCAUUCAAGAGAACGUCGCUCUCCCAAAGGCAUAGGGCGUCCUAAGCCUCCACCAACUCGUCCAACAUCACGCCCAGGUUUUAAAAAACACAAGCGGGAUAUUUCUCUCACAGAAAAUAUUAAAUAUGUAGAAAUAGAAAAUGACCCUUUGAGGGUACGACGUUCCCCUAGACGACCCAAACCAACUCGAUCACCACAGCGUCCUAGUUCUAAGAAACACAAGCGUGAUAUACUGCAGAUAGAAAAUAUUCAAAAUAUGGAAAAUGCAGAUGAUCAUUCAAGAGAACGUCGCUCUUCCAAAGGCAUAGGGCGUCCUAAGCCUCCACCAACUCGUCCAACAUCACGCCCAGGUUUUAAAAAACACAAGCGGGAUAUUUCUCUCACAGAAAAUAUUGAAGAUGUAGAAAUAGAAAAUAAGCCUUUAAGGGUACGACGUUCCCCUAGACGACCCAAACCUACUCGACCACCACAACGUCCUAGUUCUAAGAAACACAAACGUGAUAUACUGCAGACAGAAAAUAUUGAAAAUAUAGAAAUUGAUAAUGAUCAUUCAAGAGAACGUCGCUCCCCUAAAGGCGCAUCACGUCCUAAGCAGCCUCCACCAGCUCCUCCAAUAUCACGCCCAGGUUCUAAAAAAUAUAGGCGGGACAUUCCUCUAACAGAAAAUAUUGAAGAUGUAGAAAUCCAAGAUGGAUCUUUAAGGGUACGACGUUCCCCUCGACGUCCUAAACCUACUCGGCCACCACAACGUCCUAGUUCUAAGAAAUACAAGCGUGAUGUAGUGCUAAAAGAAAAUAUUAAAAAUAUGGAAAUCAAAGAUUAUCAUUCAAGAGAACGUCGUUCUCCCAAAGGCGCAUCACAUCCUAAGCCUCCACCAACCUCUCCAACAUCACGCCCAGGUUCUAAAAAACACAAGCGGAGUAUUCCUCUUGAGAAAGCAUAGGACGCCAAAAGCCUGUACAAUCUCUUCCAUCAUCGUAAGUUCUAAAAUACAUAAGACUGAUAUUCUGCUAAGAGAAAAUAUGGAAAACGAAGAUGAACUUUUAGUCCCACUAAUUGCAGAUGCAAAUGUACUAAAAUUCCUUGAAUUGCAUUUAUUCGUUCA
This is a messenger RNA of Psylliodes chrysocephalus, 2385 nucleotides long. The record is from the annotation of a GenBank genome assembly. Lineage: Eukaryota; Metazoa; Arthropoda; Insecta; Coleoptera; Chrysomelidae.